This is a messenger RNA of Poeciliopsis prolifica (blackstripe livebearer), 2109 nucleotides long. RefSeq names its product centrosomal protein of 290 kDa-like. The transcript has 3 exons. NCBI's taxonomy places the organism in Eukaryota, Metazoa, Chordata, Actinopteri, Cyprinodontiformes, Poeciliidae. The coding region runs from base 1 to 2109 and encodes 702 amino acids. The record is from RefSeq and is a predicted model, not a curated record.
AUGAAACGUUCAGCACAAGAAUCGUGGUCCAAGGCCAGGUCGGAUGAAUUAACCGACAAGGAUCCGCGAUCCCGACUCAUGGGUGAAGGAGCCAGGAACAUAACAUGGCUGUCCACUCGGCAAGAGGGCAACCGAGGGCAGAAAGUUCAAUACAAUGAGAAAGAUUUAAGGACACAACUAGAGAAUAUGAAGAAGGAAAUGAAACGGCUGGAGGCAAAAUGUUUUAAACUUUCGAACAAAAAUAGAGGGAGUGUGACCAAACUUCGGGAAAUUACAACUAUAAAUCUGGAUCUAGAAACUCAGUUAAAAAUCAUGGAACGAAGUCAUGCAGAACGUACAAGUUCUCUAUUGUCUGAAACGGCGCGGAGGCGCGAGCUGUCUGACGAAGUGACAACACUGAAAGAGUACAAAGAGCGAGCACUGGACGCAGAAAAACUGGUGAAAGAGCUUAUGGACAACAACCAAAAAUUGAAAAUACACCUGGAGACAUCUCAGCAAAAAGCAGCAGCAUAUAAAAAUGAAUCAGAGGUCCAUAAAGCCGACUCUAAAAAGCAGUUCGAUCUGGUGAGAAGUAGAGAUCACAUGAUUUGCAGUCUUAAGGUCGCAUUGGAUGCAAAACAAAAGCAAAUCGAUGCUCAGAAGGAGGAGCUCAAGAGACAACGGCGAGUUGCACAACAGACAGAACUGGAGGCCAAAAGAAAUCGCCAGAAUGAAGAAGCAUCAAUGAAGCGGAUAAGGCACAAAGACAAAGAAAAUCUGAGCCUACGAGCAGAAAUCAGGACAUUGACCAAGGCUUUGGGUGAUUCUGAGAGGAAGUUGUCAAAACAAGAUUCGAAACAGCACAUCCUCCAGGAGAAAAUUGAAAAUGCUCAGACGGAAAAUGCAUUCUUGCAGAAAAAAACCCAAACACUGGAAUCUUCUACAAUGAAUCUUGAUAGAGAGGUUAUUGAAACCCAGACACUCCUCCAAAAAUCCCAGAAAGAGAAUCAGCAGCUUAAGAAUCAAUUGGAGAAGGUCAAGAUAAGGCUGGCUGAAACGAUUCAGAAUAGCAUUGAGAAUAAGACCAAAUUUGAAAAAGACCUCCUGCGUAUAAAGGAGGAUUAUAUGAAACUGAAGAUGGAGAGAGAAGACGUUCUGACAAAAAACAGAAGAGCCACAGAAGCACUAUACUGUAAUGACAGAAAAAUUGGAAUACAGACUGACAUCAUUCGCGAGCAGGAAUGUAGGAUUAUAGAACUAUGUAAGGAAGUUCUGAGACUCAAUGAGAAUGCGCAGAAAUUUAAAAUGGUUAAAGAAACUUACUCUAAGGUGGAAAAGUUAGGGCUUGAUGAAGAGACAGGAGAUCUUAUAAUUCUCCCUGAGGACAACAAAAAACUGGAAAAACUCAGAAUGUAUCGCAUUGAGAACCACAGAUUGUCCAAACAACUGGAAGAGAAAGAGUCAGAAAUUAAGGAUCUCAAGCUUGAGGAGGAGAAACUGCUCCAUGUGGUGAAGAAUCUCAGGUCUAAGUUAGACCGACUGCCGGAAGACGCAAUGGAUAAAGUGCAGGAGAGUCAGACCAACGUUAGAGAACUCAAAAGACAGAUACAAGUCCAAGAAGCAGAGAUAAGUGUAUAUGUAAAAAAAAUACAAAUGCUAGAAAUCGACAUCAAAAAGUUGAAAAAUAAGCCUGCAGAUAUAUCAUUUUCAAAGAAAGAUACAUUUCUGCCCAUUCCAUUAAAAAAUAUCAAACUGAAAUCUGAGGACACAAAGCCAAAAACUACGAAGAAACCCCUCAACAUUGUCUAUCUACCGCCUCUUCAAAUCAGUUCAUAUGGAAAGGCAAAAAAUUCAGAUUACCCAUCCUUCCUGGAGUUCUUGGACGUGGUACUGGAGAGUGCCACUCCUGGGGACUCCCUUGUUCUGCUGGGAGCACUUCAACGCUCACAUGGGCAAAGACAGGUGGCUGGGCUCUCCCUUAGAGAUAAGGGGAGAAGCUUGGUCAUCCAGGAUGAACUCAGAUGUGGAGGAGCCUCUGCUCCUCCACAUCGAGAUGAGCCAGUUGAGACUCAGGCAUCAGGAGGAUGCCUGAGUCUCCUGGAUGCCUCCCUGGUGAGGCGUGUCGGGUAA